AUGUUGGUCCCGAAGACUGUCAAAGGGGCCUCCUACGUCUCCGUUCUAACGAUUGUCGCCUUCACCUUGGAGCGCUAUCUGGCCAUUUGUCAUCCGCUACAUAUCUACGCCGUAGCAGGGCUACGACGAGCCCUACGGAUCGUGCUAGUUCUGUGGGCUUUGUCUCUGCUUGCCGCCUCACCUUUUGCACACUACACCACUGUCAACUACCACGAGUAUCCACCAGAAUCUGGAAAUAGAUCUUUGGAGUCUGCGUUCUGCGCCAUGCUGGAGCUGCCUUCGUGGUACAUUUGCGAGCUGAGUAGCUUCUUCUUCUUCAUCCUGCCCGGCCUCAUCAUCCUCUGUCUGUACGUGCGAAUGGGCUUGCGCAUUAGGUCUACACACAGCCAAAACCCUGGCAGCCCGGGUACUUUAAAUGGAGUAAAUGGAAGCGUUCACGGCCAAGCGAGGCAGGCGCAGUCUAGGAAGAACAUUAUUCGAAUGCUUGCGGCCGUAGUGAUAGCUUUCUUCGUGUGCUGGGCCCCAUUCCACUUACAGCGUCUGUUCUUCAUCUACGGCAGCAGCGCGGCGCAAUACCACACUGUUAACGAGUAUCUAUUCCUGGUUGCUGGAGUAUUCUACUACAUAUCUGCUACUGUCAACCCUAUUCUCUACAAUAUUAUGAGUCAUAGAUAUCGGAUUGCGUUUAAAGAGACUCUAUGCUGUCGCAAGGAUCGACGCAAGAAGAGCCGUUAUAGAGACACCUCCAGUGUCCGUGAGACUGUGGUUAAUCAAACUUCGGAAGGUACCCAACUAGUUCGCGUGCGCUCCCAUAGUCACGAGAGGCGAUCUCGUACGGAGCGCCCGCGUCGCAAUAGUUACUACGGGGCGGAGCCCUCACACACACGACCGCAGCAAGGACCCAAGAUCCAACGGUGCCUGGAGGGCUUACGAGCACAAGAAGUAUCGAUUUGCUGA
Molecule: messenger RNA, 957 nt
Organism: Pieris macdunnoughi
Lineage: Eukaryota; Metazoa; Arthropoda; Insecta; Lepidoptera; Pieridae
Source: the annotation of a GenBank genome assembly